Messenger RNA from Drepanopeziza brunnea f. sp. 'multigermtubi' MB_m1, 669 nucleotides. NCBI's taxonomy places the organism in Eukaryota, Fungi, Ascomycota, Leotiomycetes, Helotiales, Drepanopezizaceae. The record is from RefSeq and is a predicted model, not a curated record.
AUGUGUAGGCAAGGAUCGCGCGUCGUCUAUAUUCCCCCUCGCCAAACAAUAGCUCCUACCAGUACGAUAACCUUGGCAAUGAAGCGCUACUCGAUGUUGUCAUUGCCCGAGCGCGCUCACAGGGCGUUAUCGAGUGACGCUUUGUUCCAAGGUCUGUCGGCCGUCAACAACGGCAUGCCCGGUAGACCUCGAACUCAACCAAGACAUGCUCCAGAACGAGUUGGGACUAGUCAUUCCUCUAAAUUCGCCUCAUCAAGAAACUCGAGACUGCUUCAGGCUAUGUCAUUGUCAAGAAGUGAGGCAAGUACAAGUCGUCUUUACUCUGCUGAACCGCCAAUUUUUGGACCAACGGAUGGACUCAAACGUCUUCGCUUGCCAUCGACUCCAGCUGCACAAAAUCAGAUAUCCAAGACUGAUACUUGCCAUCGAUCUUCGCAUUGGCCGAGUCCGUCGAAUAUGCCAUCCUCGACAGCGCCAUCUUCCGCGCUCGCUUCGUCGCCGCCGGCCUCGCAAACUCGGCGGCUAGGCAACCGGAGUCAUGAUCACAGCUUCCAAAACCCCUUCAAGGAUAACGAGGACAGCGGCGUCAAGCUCGUGGAUCCAGUAGGAGAAGUGCUUUUGAGCUCGUGGGAAGUAGUUUCGAUUCGGAACCCCGCAGUGCCAUACUAG